CGGAGUUUGCGUGUAGGUUCACGCUCCCUCUCUCAUGUAAAUACAGAGCACAGCCAGUGAUGUUACGAGAUAUUUUUGUCUCCACUAAUUGUUUAACACCACAGAGACGUUGAGACUGCGGAAGCGAAGACAACAAGGUUUUGCAGCAGGUUCCUGAGAAAAGCACGUGCUCGUGUGUUUGACAGGUUGGUUGGAGAGGAUGGAGGACGAUUUGUCACAGGCUUUGAAUUCUGUCAGUCUGGAGCAGAAAGGCAGUACGAUGGACACUUUUGGGCUGUAUGUCGUCACGUGGAACGUGGCCACAGCUGAGCCUCCUGACGAUGUGAACUCUCUGCUUCAGCUCAGCUCCCCGAAGAAACCCGACCUCUAUGUGAUCGGGCUGCAGGAGGUGAAGGCUGCCCCUCUCAAGUUUGUCACAGAUUUGGCCUUCGAGGAUUCCUGGAGUCACCUCUUCAUGAACUCGCUGGCUCUGUUGGGUUAUAUCAAGGUGUCCUCCAUACGGAUGCAAGGUCUGCUCUUGCUUUUCUUUUCCAAGCUGGAGCAUGUCCCCUUUAUCAGAGACAUUCAGGUCACUUACACCCGCACAGGACUCUACGGCUACUGGGGUAAUAAAGGUGGCGUGUCCAUCCGUCUGUCCUUCUACGGUCACAUGCUCUGCUUCUUGAACUGUCACCUGACCGCCCACAUGAACUACGCCUCUCAGCGGGUGGAUGAGUUUGAGUAUAUUCUAAACGCUCAGACCUUUGACAGCAAAAACACGCCAUGCAUUUUGGAUCACAAGGCGGUGUUCUGGUUUGGGGAUUUGAAUUUUCGCAUCGAGGACCACGGGAUGCUGUUUGUAAGGAACUGCAUCACCAGCCAGCGUUAUAAUCUUCUCUGGCCUAAAGAUCAGCUCACCAUGAUGAAGCAGAAGGAAGCUACUUUGAGGAAGUUUGAAGAGGGGCCUCUAGACUUUCAGCCCACCUAUAAAUUCGAUUUGAACUCCGAUGACUAUGACACAAGGGUACAGAAGACAUGGUUUGGGUUUAAUGGUAAGAAGCGCAAGCCUGCGUGGUGUGACAGGAUUCUUUGGACAGUGAAGCCCGAGUCCUCGCCGUCAGAGGACGCCAAUGAAGAUCAAGAGGAGCAACAUAAAAACGAGUUUCCUCUAAAACUGAGCCAGGAGUAUUACACAAGUAAAAUGGAGUACGGCAUCAGCGACCAUAAGCCUGUCAUCAGCAUCUUCCAAUUAGAGCUGAGAAAGAUGUACAAGACUCCAUUGGUGCAGGUGUGCGCUGAGGGAGAGUGGAGCGCCGAUUUUGACGCCCUCAUAACUUACAGCCCUCUACAGUCCUUUCCCUCCAGUGCCUGGGAUUGGAUCGGUUUAUAUAAGGUUGGUUUUAAAAGCGUUUCGGACUAUGUCACGUACACCUGGGUGAAGGAUGACCAGGUGUCUUUCAGUGAUGAGCUCUUUCAAGUUUAUGUGAACAAAGAUGAAAUUCCUGUUCUUGGGGGAGAAUGUAUGCUGGGCUAUUACAGCAGCAACUUGCAGUGCAUUGUGGGUAUUAGUCAACCUUUUAAGGUGCAGGAAUCCAGAGUGGCGAUUGAAGAGGGUUUAGUGCCUGAAAAUAUCAACGGACUAGAUGAAACAGUAGCCAGUUAAGACCAGGUUUAAAGUGCUCCUUGGUUUAUACACGGUCAUAUGCAGCUCAGAUAUCUUACCAAACAUACCUGUGCAUUCAAGCAAGUGCAAUUUUAACCCAAAAUCGAUUUAGAGUUUUUACUGGUAUGUGAUAUAGUGUUUUUGUUUGUUUCGUUUUUUUUUGUUUUUUUUUUUUAAUCAAAGAAAUAUUAUUAGAAUUACAGCCAGUAUAUUUUUAAUUGCAGCCAGUUGAUGGGGCCAGUCCCAAAUAGAUCUCAAGCAAGCACAUUUAAAUUUGUACUGUAAUUGUUGAAGUCAAUUCUAAAAAAGUCUUUCAAAAAAGGAUGUCACAUACCAGUAAUGUAUUUUAUUGAAUUAUUUAAUUAAUAAAUUCACACCUCAGCCUUACUAUUACCACAUUCUCUCAAAACAUUCAGUAUACAUUUAUCAUUUAACAUUUUAUAUAUAUAUAUAUAUAUAUAUAUAUAUAUAUAUAUAUAUAUAUAUAUAUAUAUAUAUAUAUAUAAACAAUAUGUUUUAUUAGUCUACGGUACUGCAGAAUUUGAGUUGUUUAUGGUUACUGCUUCUAUUGCCCUUGUUUUCUCAUUCCGUUUAAACUCAUGCAGUCUGUUACACUGUCAAGAAAAGGCUGCAUUUGCACAAUUUAAUUGAGUACUUUUAUGGCACAUGUUUACUUUGUGGUUCUAUUUAUGUCAAUAACUGAAAUGGCGAAAUGCUGAAAUGGUAUUAUAAUAAUAUUUGUGGCGCACUGAAAUUGAGUGUGAAUAACUGAAGGAUAUGCAGAAAUGAGCAAGUGUAUUGUUUUUUGGUCAGUACAGUUUGAUAUUGCUUUCAUGUUAAUUAUAAGCAGACUGUAUGCUUAAACAUACUGGUCAAACCAUGAUCUCGCUUGGCUUAAGAAUGUGUUUUUUGUUAUAAUGUUAGGCUAAUGCUAAUGUAUGAAUAGAAUCUGUUUGUAUCAAAUUAUAAUGUAUAAAAAGGUAAAAUACUAAGAAACUAAUUUCCCUGUAAAUGAAUAGCUUUUUAUUUUCUAAACGGCUACAAAUGCGUACUGAUGACUUGAAAUAAAUGUUAUUUAAAUAAAAAAAUGAAAACA
This is a messenger RNA of Puntigrus tetrazona (Sumatra barb), 2738 nucleotides long. It is a transcript of the gene inpp5ka, whose product is annotated as inositol polyphosphate-5-phosphatase Ka. The record is from RefSeq and is a predicted model, not a curated record. Gene Ontology annotation, biological process: negative regulation of phosphatidylinositol 3-kinase/protein kinase B signal transduction; phosphatidylinositol dephosphorylation; negative regulation of glycogen biosynthetic process. Gene Ontology annotation, molecular function: phosphatidylinositol-4,5-bisphosphate 5-phosphatase activity; phosphatidylinositol-3,4,5-trisphosphate 5-phosphatase activity; inositol bisphosphate phosphatase activity. The transcript has 14 exons. Lineage: Eukaryota; Metazoa; Chordata; Actinopteri; Cypriniformes; Cyprinidae. Gene Ontology annotation, cellular component: endoplasmic reticulum; cytoplasm; plasma membrane. Bases 200 to 1642 code for a protein of 480 amino acids.